AUGGGGUUAAAGUACCUGCUCAUCGCUGCGUGCUUGCUACAUGGUCCCCUGUUUUCGCGACAAUGGCUCAGUGGGUGCAGUGCGGAGGGUGAGAGUGCACCCUUGUGCCAAAUCCCCACCUCCCUGCCUCCCCGCCUCCCUGCCUCCCAGCCUCCCCGCCUCCCCCCUUUCCUCCCUGCCUUCCUGCCUCAGCAGGCUCAGCAGUGUAAUAGUGCGAUGAAGGGAGGAGAAGGAGGGAGCGGAUGGUGCGGCCCUCUGCCUUGCCUCGUGGCUGUUAUCCGUGAUGUGCACUGGGAGCCUGUGCUGCAGCAUGAGGGUCCAGGCGCGGGCAAACAGGGGGCAGAUGGCGUGUCUCGCUAUGAGGGGCAGGCAGGCGGGCCGGCAUUGGGGAGGAAGAGCAACGUGGGGCAGUGGCACAUGGGGUGCUGCGGCACCAGGGUAUGGAAGGGCAUGGAGAGGGGAUGGGUGUUGAGAGUGGUGCAGUUAGUUGCAGGGGCACACUGCAAUAGAGGUGGGGGGGUGGUGAGGGCAGAGGAGGGCGGGAAAGCGAGUGCAGCAGUGGGGGGAGUGGUGAGGGCAGAGGUUGGCGGGAAAGCGAGUGCAGCAGCGGGGGGAGUGAUGAGGGCAGAGGUUGGAGGAGUGGCGAGCGCAGAAGUGGGGGGGAGUGGCGACCGCAGCAGCGGGGUGGGGGUGGGGUGGUUGCGGCUCGCAAGGCUCAAAGACGGGAGGAUGCUGAAGGAGAAUGUGCUUGCCGUGCCUGCAGAGGAGGUGCGGUGUGGGGGCAGCAGGGACAACACAGAUGUGAGUAUAAGGAGGGGUUACUUCAAGGGGAUGGGUGGCACGUGGAGUAAGCACAGGGGGUAUAUGGGUGCAUGGAGCAAGGAGUGA
Molecule: messenger RNA, 888 nt
Organism: Closterium sp. Naga37s-1
Lineage: Eukaryota; Viridiplantae; Streptophyta; Zygnematophyceae; Desmidiales; Closteriaceae
Source: the annotation of a GenBank genome assembly